Messenger RNA from Ctenocephalides felis (cat flea), 3316 nucleotides. Its product is annotated as kinesin-like protein Klp61F. The record is from RefSeq and is a predicted model, not a curated record. NCBI's taxonomy places the organism in Eukaryota, Metazoa, Arthropoda, Insecta, Siphonaptera, Pulicidae. Gene Ontology annotation, molecular function: ATP binding; microtubule binding; plus-end-directed microtubule motor activity. The transcript has 12 exons. The coding region runs from base 136 to 3291 and encodes 1051 amino acids. Gene Ontology annotation, biological process: microtubule-based movement; mitotic spindle assembly. Gene Ontology annotation, cellular component: spindle microtubule; nucleus.
UCAGUAUAGUUCGCCCAUAGUUCGCCUUUGUCGUUCAUCAAACUCAUGUUUGAAAUAACGAUAAUCAAGUGCCGUUGCCAUUUAUAUGUGUAGAUUGUCAUUUUAGGGCAAACAGUGGAAUAAAUACUUGCAAAAAUGGGUGACGUUUCAAAUAAAAAAGGCAAGAAUCAGAAUAUUCAAGUAUUCGUUCGACUAAGACCCAUAAAUGCCCGAGAAAAAGAAAUAAAAUCGCAUAUCGCUGUUGAAAUAUCUGGAAACCGUGAAGUGUUAGUAAAACAACAGCAUUUCGAAAGCAAGCAUUCCAAAAAGUUUACAUUUGACAGAGCUUUUGGACCAAACUCAACUCAAGUGGAAGUAUACAAGAGUGUUGUCAGUCCUUUAAUCGAAGAAGUUCUCUCUGGUUAUAGCUGCACUGUGUUUGCUUAUGGACAGACCGGAACUGGGAAAACUUUUACCAUGGCCGGCGGAAAUCCUAAAUUCAAUGACUGUGAGGGAAACUCAUGGAAAAAUGAUCCUCUUGCUGGUAUCAUACCCAGGUCAAUCAAUCAGUUAUUUGAUGAGUUGAGAUUAGCCCAAAUGGAAUUUACAAUUCGAGUGUCAUACUUGGAAUUGUACAAUGAAGAGCUAUUUGAUUUGCUUGCUCCGACUAUAGAUGAAAACUCUUCAAGCAAAAUUAGAAUAUUUGAAGACCCAACAAAAAAGGGAUCAGUGAUUGUGCAAGGUCUGGAAGAAGUGCCUGUUAAGAAUAAGAGUGAUGUAUACAAAAUUAUAUCUGAUGGUCAAGAGAAAAGAAAAACUGCUGCAACUUUAAUGAAUGCUCAAUCGAGUCGUUCUCAUACUGUGUUUUCUAUACUAAUUCACAUCAAAGAAGUAAAUGCUACCGGUGAAGCAAUGUUAAAAACAGGCAAAUUAAAUUUAGUAGAUUUAGCUGGAAGUGAAAAUAUAUCAAAAGCAGGGAAUGAUAGAAAAGAACGAGCAAGAGAAACUGUGAAUAUCAAUCAAAGUUUGUUGACACUUGGCAGAGUUAUAACUGCAUUAGUUGAAAAAACUCCACAUAUUCCUUAUAGAGAGUCCAAGUUGACUAGAUUGCUGCAAGAUUCAUUAGGAGGGCGAACUAAAACUUCUAUAAUUGCAACUAUUUCUCCUGGUCAUAAGGAUUUAGAAGAAACCUUGAGUACUCUUGAGUAUGCACAUCGUGCUAAAUAUAUUAUGAAUAAGCCAGAAAUAAAUCAGAAAUUAACCCAAAAACUAGCCAUCAAAGGAUACACUGAUGAAAUUGAUAAAUUGAGAAGAGAACUCUACUCUCAGCGUGAAAAAUGUGGAGUUUAUUUGUCAACUGAAAAUUAUGAUGAAAUGAUGGGUAAGAUUGACCACCAAAAUAAAGAGAUUUCUGAAAAUUUGCAAAAAUUACGUGCUUAUGAGGAAGAACGAUCUAAAACCAUCAAAAUAUUUGAUGAUUUGAAAAAUAAAUAUUUGAGAGCCAAGAAGCAAUUAGAGUGUACCAAAAAUAAUUUGAUUGUUGUAGAAAAAAAAUUUAAGAGAACUGAAAAGAACUUGAAAAAGGCUGAAAUUGUCAAUAAAGAAAAAUCACAUAUAAUUGAAGUACAAGCAAAAAUUGAAGAGGUAUUGAGUAGUCAAGCAAAACAAUUGAUUGAUGUAGCUGAAGUUACUAUAAAUGAUACAGAAAAACUUCAAAAUGUUCUCGAUACACGCCGUCAGAUUGACUACAUAAUUAAAACAUCUGCCGAAUUGUUCAAUGAUAGAAUGAAACAGUCUUUGCAAUCCAAGGAAGACUUUCUUACAGAAAAUUUUGUACAGUGCAUUAAUACAAAUGUUGAGGUCAAAGAAAAUUUAGGUAAUCUACAUGUAAGCGCUAUACAAAUUCUAAAAGAUCUUCUGAAAUCGAUGCAAAAGACAUCUGAUCGGGCUACAAAAGUAUUGAAUGAAUUGAAUAAACUUGAUCAGUUAUCUUUAUCAAGUGUCAAUACUUUACUUCGUACAAGACACCAGUAUAAUUCUGAUUUAAUUCAACAGCAAAUGUCAUAUAUUGCAAAUGCAUAUACUAAAAUGUACAGACUUUUAUCUGAAGAAAUGUUUGAGGAGUAUGAAGAGCGAGAACAAUUUGAUAAUAUUGUAUUUGAUGGUCUCUCGGAUAGGAUGAAUGAAAACAUAGAAAUUACAAAUCAAUAUGUUGAAUCAAACUGCCAUCAAAGCAAUUCACUUAAAGCUUUGUUUGAAGAAGUUUUUACAUACUUUGAAGAGCAUGUUGAAAAGAAGGAUACACUCACAGAUUUAAAAGACCGUGCCCAAAAUUUAUUUACUGUAAUGCAGAAUAAUUGUCUAGGUUUUUCUGCCAAAUGCACGUCAAAUGCAAACUUCUGCUUGGAUUCCAUAAGUUCAUCAAAAAAAAAAUCUAAUCAUUUAAAUGAAAAGCAAAAAAAGAUAAUGUGUGAUAUAAAUGAAGGUGUCUCAGAAUUAAUUACUAAAACAGAGUAUACAAUAUCUUUACAAGAUAAUCAUAAUAAUGAAUUUUAUAAUAGUGUGACACAACUAUUUGAAGAUCUUUCUAAGAAACAUAAAAGUCAAUAUGAAAAAUACCAAAAUAUGGUAGAACGUGAUUUAUGUGAUAAUAAAUAUCUAUUAAAUACAAAAUUUGACUUAAUCACCAAGCAUGUAGAUAAAAUAAUAGUUCAAAAUAGAAGUUUGGAUCAAGUUUUAGAACAAUUGUCUGAAACUGUUAGUGACUGUUUAAAUAAAGUAUCCCAAGAAAUUGAUAAGUACUGCUCAGAAGAAUUGGAGGUUUAUAGACCAACAGGUGAAACGCCCAUUCGAAAAUCUUACCAGUUUCCCAAAGUAUUGGCUUCUACAUCUCCGCAUGACAGAAUUUUACAACGCUUUAGAACAGAACAAGGAUACAAUGGACACUCUGAGAGCUUAGAUAAUUCCAUAAUUGAAUUAGAUGAAUCAUUUGAUGAGCUUAGUGCUCUGGAUCAGAAUGAUUUAGAGAAACAUGACGAAACAGCAGGAUUGCUUUCAAGGUCUAAAUGGGCCUCUGAAGCAUGCAUUCUACAAACUAGUUCAACAGAAGUUGCAGAAACACCAAAACAGUUUAAAUUAUCUAAAUCAGUUUCUGCCAUUGAAAUUAGAGAAAAUAAUGUACCAUUAUAUCUUGGCAAGGAAAACUUGCCAGAAGAACGCCCAAAAAGUGCAUCAAAAUAUGAUCGUAAUGUUUCCUCAAUUCCAAUUCAUAGGCGAUAUGAUGAAAGAGUUCUAAAAAUGAAUAACAACUAAACUAGUUAUACAUUUAUUUUAGGAU